CCUCGCCAGGCCUCUUCUGAGGCCAUCAAGAAAGCGUACCGCAAGCUGGCGCUCAAGUGGCACUCCGACAAAAACCCAGAGAACAAGGAGGAGGCAGAGAGGCGAUUCAAACAAGUGGCCCAUGCAUACGAGGUGUUGUCAGACACCAAGAAAAGGGACGUCUACGACCGGUACGGCGAGGCAGGAGUGGAGGACUGCGGCGGCAGCAGUGGUGGGCCCUUCGAGGACCCCUUCGAAUACGUGUUCACCUUCCGCGACCCGGCUGAGGUCUUCAAGGAGUUUUUCGGUGGUCGGGACCCAUUUUCGUUCGAUUUCUUCGGAGACCCGCUCGAGAACAUCGAGGGGUCGGAGGAGCUCCCGGGGAAGCAGAAGCAGAGGGUGCACACCCCUUUUCUCCACCUUCAGUGA
Messenger RNA from Pteropus alecto (black flying fox), 408 nucleotides. RefSeq names its product dnaJ homolog subfamily B member 3-like. The record is from RefSeq and is a predicted model, not a curated record. Gene Ontology annotation, biological process: protein refolding; positive regulation of proteasomal ubiquitin-dependent protein catabolic process. Gene Ontology annotation, molecular function: ATPase activator activity; Hsp70 protein binding. Gene Ontology annotation, cellular component: endoplasmic reticulum membrane; cytosol. Lineage: Eukaryota; Metazoa; Chordata; Mammalia; Chiroptera; Pteropodidae.